Messenger RNA from Acanthopagrus latus (yellowfin seabream), 6074 nucleotides. It is a transcript of the gene eml4, whose product is annotated as echinoderm microtubule-associated protein-like 4. Gene Ontology annotation, cellular component: mitotic spindle. Gene Ontology annotation, biological process: microtubule cytoskeleton organization. The coding region runs from base 746 to 3703 and encodes 985 amino acids. Lineage: Eukaryota; Metazoa; Chordata; Actinopteri; Spariformes; Sparidae. The transcript is spliced from 23 exons. The record is from RefSeq and is a predicted model, not a curated record. Gene Ontology annotation, molecular function: microtubule binding.
AUGCCUGUAGUUUUAGUUUUUUGCCAUUAAGUCAAACAGUGACACAAGAAAAUAGAAAUAAAAACCGACGUGAACGAAGAAAACAAAUCUGUUUUCUGAAUAUUUGAUUUGACCUUAUUUUAACACUCGUCAUUUUAAUAAUAACUCAGCAGCAGCUGUGACAUCAUGACCACAGCAGAGACUGUAAAAAUCAAUUAAACUUUGUGACAUCACUUCCUCCUCUCGGUGUGAUGACGCGGAGUGACCGCGAGGCGGCGCUGCUGCACCUUCACAGUCUGAGACGCUGAAACCUGACCUGCCUCCCCCUCAGGCCUGCUCCUGCCUCCCCCUCAGGCCUCCUCCUCCUCCUCACCCCCGCUUCCUCACCAUACUCCCCCUCAGUCUCCCCCCUCUGUCUCGCCCCCCCUCCUCCGGGGGAAGCGCGCGCUGCCAGAGCAGGCGGAGUCGGAAACGCGCAGCAGCGUCGGUCCGUCGUGUCUGCGGCUCCUCCGCGGCUUCUCUCGGUCUCCGUGUCGGCUGUCGGAUCCUCCGGGAGCGGCGUCUUCCUCAAGCCCGCAGGAAAGCAGCGGAUCUUCGGCCUCACGGACGGACGGACAGGGCAGGCGGCGCGGCGGGGACAGACCCGGCUCGGCUCGGCUCGGCUCUUCCUCCCCCCGCUGCGGUGGAAAAACCCGGACGGAGGCCCGCAGUGUGCGCUCAGCCUCCCGCAGGCCUCCGGCCCGGACUCCCGCUUUUCUCCCGGAAAAUGGACGGAUUCACCGGCAGUUUAGAUGACAGUAUGUCUGGAGCGAGCGUCUCAGAUGUCAACGACCGUCUUUCUGCUCUGGAGCUUCGUGUUCAGCAGCAGGAAGACGAGUUGACGGUGAUGAAAGCAGCUCUCGCUGACGUCCUUCGCCGCCUCGCUGCCUCUGAGGUCUCCGCUGCCUCUUCAACGAAGAAACAACAUGGAGGGAAAGGCGGCGCUGCACUGCGUGAAGCGUACUCGAUGUCCUGCAUCGCUAACGGAGGAACAUCUGGACGAAAGAGAGACUCCACCUCCGUCACCAGGAAGGAGACGCUGUCGUCUGCUGCCAAGAGUGGAACAGACAGGAAGAAGGAGGUCAGCAGCCAGCGGUCUCUGAUGGAGGAGAUCCAAGAGCGUGAGGAGUCUCCUCGCCCAAAGGACUCGGCCCCCUCUCCCUCCUCUCCCCACCCUCCCCAGACCCCCCAGACCCCCCAGACCCCCCAGAGACCCGCUCAGUCUGCUGACAGCAGUAAAGGCCACGUCCCUCCAAAAAGGGGGCCCAGUGUGAAGCGGUCCUCAGGUAUGGAGCGUUCUCAGAGCAGCACCUGGGACUCUUCAGAGGACAACAGGAACAAACUGGUGAAGGCUGCGUCCACCUCGAAGCUGCUCGCCAAAGUGGUGAAGAACGCUGAGAGGCACAAAGACCCGGUGGUCAGUCAAGAGGGAAACCACAUCAAGAUGUUCAUGCGUGGUCGACCGAUCACCAUGUUCAUCCCGUCAGACGUGGAGAACUACGACGAUGUUCGGACUGAACUCCCGUCAGAAAGACUAAAGCUGGAAUGGGUGUAUGGUUACCGUGGCAGAGACUGCAGAGCGAACGUUUACCUCCUCCCAACCGGAGAGAUAGUUUACUUCAUCGCCUCCGUUGUGGCUUUGUUUAACUAUGAAGAACGGACGCAGAGACAUUACCUCGGACACACCGACUGUGUCAAGUGUUUGGCAAUCCAUCCUGAUAAGAUCCGGAUCGCAACAGGACAGAUUGCAGGAGUGGACAAAGAUGGACGGCCGCUGCAGCCUCACGUUCGUAUCUGGGACAGCGUCAGUCUGUCGACUCUGCAGGUCAUCGGUUUGGGAACAUUCGAGCGAGGAGUCGGCUCGCUGGCUUUUUCUAAAGCUGACUCUGGUCAGCACCUGAGUGUUAUUGACGACUGUAACGAUCACAUGUUGACGGUUUGGGAUUGGCAGAAGAAGUCAAAGAUCGCUGAGAUCAAGACCACUAACGAGGUGGUCUUGGCCGUGGAGUUCCACCCCACCGACCCAAACACCAUCGUGACUUGUGGAAAGUCCCACAUCUUCUUCUGGACCUGGACUGGGACCUCACUCGCUCGUAAACAGGGAAUCUUUGGGAAAUACGAGAAGCCAAAGUUCAUCCAGUGUCUGGCCUUCCUGAGUACUGGAGACAUCCUGACUGGAGACUCUGGAGGAAUCCUGCUGGUCUGGACCAGGAGCUCCGCUGAGACCCCCACAGGGAAGGGACCCCGAGCGUUUCAGAUCAGCCGGCAGGUGAAAGGUCACGAGGGCAGUGUGUUCUGUAUGUGCGAGAUGAGGAGCGGCACUCUACUGACCGGAGGAGGAAAAGACCGAAAAAUCAUUCUGUGGGACCACGAACUGCGAGCUGACCGCGACAUCGAGGUCCCGGAUCAGUAUGGAACCAUCAGAGCCGUGUCUGAAGGGAAGGGGGACGAGUUUCUGGUCGGGACCUCUCGAAACUUCAUCCUCAGAGGAACCUUCAAUGAUGGCUUCCUGGUGGAGGUCCAGGGUCACACAGACGAGCUGUGGGGCUUGGCGUCUCACCCGUCCAGAGAGAUGUUUCUGACGUGUGCUCAGGACCGGCUCGUCUGCCUCUGGAACGCGGUGGAUCACAGUCUUCAGUGGAGCCGCACACUGGAGGAACAUGGUCACUGUGCAGACUUCCAUCCCAGCGGAGCCGUGGUUGCCAUAGGAACACACUCAGGAAAGUGGUACGUUCUGGACGCUGAGACCACGGACCUGGUAGCGAUCCACACCGACGGGAACGAGCAGCUCUCUGUGAUGCGCUUCUCUGAAGAUGGCAGUCUGCUGGCUGUUGGAUCUCAUGAUAACUUUAUUUACCUUUACACCGUCUCCGACAGAGGACGCAAGUACAGCCGCUAUGGGAAGUGCACCGGACAUUCCAGCUACAUCACACACCUGGACUGGUCACCCGACAACAACUUCAUCAUGUCCAACUCUGGAGACUAUGAGAUCCUCUACUGGGAUGUUCCAAACGGCUGCAAACUGAUCCGGAAUCGAUCAGAGUGCAAAGACAUCAACUGGGCGACGUACACCUGUGUCCUUGGAUACCACGUAUUCGGUGUGUGGCCGGAGGGUUCAGACGGCACCGACAUCAACGCUCUCAUCAGAUCUCACAACAGGAAGGUGAUCGCUCUAGCCGACGACUUCUGUAAAGUUCACCUGUUCGCCUACCCGUGCUCCACGCCAAAGGCUCCCAGCCAUAAGUACAGUGCCCACAGCAGUCAUGUGACCAACGUCAGCUUCCUGUAUAAAGACAGUCACCUGAUCUCGACGGGGGGGAAGGACACCAGCAUCAUGCAGUGGCGCUUGGUGGAGAAAGCUUCGCUCUCUCUCACUGACAGCCUCCUCUCUAACUCCGCCCCACACAGGGCGGAGCCUGUAUUCACCCCUCCCUCUAUUGAUAAAGCCACACCCACGCAGGGACCUGUCCCUCCUCCAACAGCCAACGGGACCCAGGAGCCCUCCCCGGACAGCCCGCCCCCGACAGAGUUAGCCCCACCUGUCUCUGAGUUAACCCCGCCCCGUUCCGAGUCGACUCCGCCCCCCUCGGACAGCACGGUGAGUCUGAAGGACAGCCUGGAGCCGAGCGACGACACGGCCACGCCCAGCGACGAGGGGCUGCCCCCACUCACCCCCCCCUCAUAGACGAGUCUGUGAGUGUGUAGAUGAGUGAGUGUUCUGGUACAGCUAUCUUUGUGAGGACCAGGAGAGGUUGAGGACACUUUUACAAAGUGAGGACAUUGAGUUUGUGUCGAACAUUUAAACGUCUGUUCGAAGGGUCAGACCGAGUUUUUUAAAGACGGAGCAGUUAAUUUAAUGUGAACAGAAACAUGUUGAUGUGAUUCAGGGUGACGUCACUUCAUGAGGAUUAUUUUCUCUGAGCAGAAAGAAUAAACUUCCAUGAAUAAUAAAUAAAUAAAUAAAUCCACUUAGAACUCUGAAGCAAAGACUCUGCAGAACUUCUCCGACAAUCAUCACGUUUUUAAGUUUUCUUCAGUAUCAAAGUAAUCUAUUAUCUAUUAUCCAUGAGUACACUGCAGACAGGAGCUGCAAACAGCUUAUUCAGCACUCUGAAUGGAGAAAAACAUCUGACUACAUGGAAACUAAUCAACAGUUCUCAGUGGUCAUCCUCGCAAAGAUAGUCUGUGUGUGCGUGUGUGUGUGCGUAGCUGCAGUGUCAGGUUGUUUUCUAAUCAAUCAGCUGUUAAAAUAUACGUUCCUUCAGUUCAGCAUGAGACGUCACAGUUUGAAAUACCUGGAGCCUCUGAUUUACCUGAGCAGAGACUAGAGGAGGAGCAGUUGCCUCACACACACACACACACACACACACACACACACACACACACACACACACACACACACACAAACAAACACACACAUGGAAGUUGUUUCUGUUCUUUGAAAUGUUGUUGGGGGUUAAAAAAACAAAAAACGGGAGUGUGAAAGAAUGUUUCACUUUGAUAAGGAAAGACUUAAAGGAAGAACAGGUGAGAUGAGUCUCAGGUGUGUUGGGUAACGUUCCCUCCGACGACAGGAGCAGAGUAGAACAGGAAGUGUCCGCGGAUCAGAGAGGACCCGCAAAUGUCGGAAAUGUCUUUUAAAUUUCUUUUAAAAAACUUAUUAACAUUUUAUUCCUUUGAUAUAAAGAAAAAUACUUUUAAUGAUAAUUGAUUAUUGGUUCCUAACAAUUAUUGAUCAGAGGAAUCACAUAACACUGAUAAGAUUCAUUUACUAUUUGACUUUUAUUUUGUUAAACUGCCAAACUCAACCCUUCUGAAGGAUUUUCACAGUAAAAGUCCUCCUGAGAAGGGACAGUAGUCUGGUAGACUGUUAUUGUGGAACUUGCAGGAAAUAUAAACAACAGGUGAGCUUCAGUCUGGAGCGGCUGGCUGCGGUCCAACAGUCCGAUAACAUUAUGUCCUGUUCUAGGUGGGAAACGUCGUGAUGUCAAAGAAAGAUAUGAAGAAUUCAUAAAAAACGGCCUGACUGCAGGUUAACUGUGGCAGCAAGGAAUUGUGGGACAAUGUUAUUGCCCCUCUAGUGUUUCCUGUGCUGAAGGAGAUAAGAAAGGAAACAGAUCAGAGUUUUUCCUUCAUGUCUGUUAAUCACGACCACUUCAGGGUCAUUUCACUCAGUCGGACUGUUGGACUGCAGCCUGAGGCUGAAUUUAAAGUCACACUGAGAACAGGAAACAGGAAGUAAAGAGGUGGAAACAGGAAGUAAAGGUGUUAACAGUAACACAAAGUCAGCCUCCAGAUUAAAAACUGUGACUCAGGUGUGUUUAAAUAAUCAGAGUCGACAGAGGAGUGAGACGUCUCUGUUAGAGGAUCUCUGUCUGUAUAUACUGCAGAUACCUGUGUGUAUAUUUCUGUUCACCACCAGGGGGCAGCAGCCCCUCAGCUACACUGUAAAAAUACUCAGCCGCCCUUCACAGUCAACACUCACAUCUCUCAGCCAAUCAGGUCACAGGACAUGCAUGAGAUCCUCUCCUCUGAUUGGCUGGUUGUCAGUGACUCCCUGAAUGACGGCUGAUGAUGUUUGUUUUUGUCUCUUUUGGACCAUUUCUCUUCAAAAUGUUUUCUGAAUGUCAUGAUGUCAUGAUGAUAUCACUCCACGGGGAGGGGCCUUUUGAGGGAGGGGAGGGUGGGUCGUACAUGGUUUUUGCCUUUUUAAUACUCGUUAUCUUUAAUAUCUUCAUCUUUUCUACGCUCGUCUCUCUGAAGGGCUUGUACAGAGUUCAGGGACUCACCUGGUUGUUCAGGGAGGGCGGGGUCAUGAGGGUGCAGGGUGGGUGGGGUUAUUGGAUGUAAGCGCGGGGCUGGGUUGUGGGAUUUUCUGGAUUAAAAUGUUUAUUUUUCAGUGAUCAGUAAUGACAUUGAUACCCAUGAUGAUGAUGAUGAUGAUGUUCAUGUGACUGUUUUGAGCCAAUCAUGUCUUCUCUCAUGCAUUCCUGUCAGAUGACAGACUGUACUGAAGAUUUCAACAAAAAAAUGCAAAUAAAUGUUUUGAAAACUGA